AUGAUAAUGAUGAAGCGCUACGUGCUGUGUAUCCUCGCUCUCCUACUCUCAUGUGCGUGUGUGCACGUCCUCGCUGAAGACUUACAGACAGUUAAUCAAAAUACUCAGUGCCCUCCUGAUGGUGCUUCUGGGUCUAACUGCACUGCUGGCGGUACUCAUGUCGCCCAACCUUCUCAUUGCACCGAUGGUACUACUGGCGAUCCUGAUACAUGUACUCCAAAGAAAGAAGCUCCUCCUUCUAAGUUACCUGAGGUACCAAAAGAAGUUGUUCCUGAGAAAAAAGUACCGGUUACUCCUCCUAAAAAGCCCGAAGCUCCUCCUAUUACAGUACCUGAGCCACCAAAAGAGGUGAUGAAUCAUGAACAAGAGGCUACACGUCCGGAAGAAGGUUCUGUACUAGUGCAAACACUACCCACCUCCACAUCGCCUACUUCAACUAGAGUGACAACAGAAAACGGUGCCCCAGAAUCAGGUGCAAAAUCAAGUGAUCCUGCUCAAGGCGCUGCUACGAUUAAUGAUUCUUCGAGCAUAGAAAAUCAAGUAACAGAAAGACAAGGAGAAGAGUCUACUGCAGAUAAACAAAGUAACGAAGAGGUGUCGAGUAACACAACUGUUAACAGUACAACUGCCGACUCUAAUGCUACCCAGCGAUCUCCUGAAGCUGCAGGUGCUGCUGCCGCACCAGACUCACAAGAAACCAAUCCCACUACUCCUUCAAGUCCCGAGAAUACUACCACAGAUGCACCAACCGCAACACCAUCUCCUGUAACCGAACCACAGAUCCACAACAUUGCGCCCAUUGUACAGAAGAAGGCUAAUGCUGACAGCAGCAGUAUCCGUUCUGUGUGGGUGGGUGUGCCACUACCGAUAGUGACUGUGUUGUUCUCCGUUACUGUGUACUGA
Messenger RNA from Trypanosoma theileri, 903 nucleotides. RefSeq lists its product as uncharacterized. The transcript has a single exon. The coding region runs from base 1 to 903 and encodes 300 amino acids. NCBI's taxonomy places the organism in Eukaryota, Euglenozoa, Kinetoplastea, Trypanosomatida, Trypanosomatidae. The record is from RefSeq and is a predicted model, not a curated record.